Molecule: messenger RNA, 6540 nt
Organism: Vespula vulgaris
Lineage: Eukaryota; Metazoa; Arthropoda; Insecta; Hymenoptera; Vespidae
Gene: Sulf1
Product: extracellular sulfatase SULF-1 homolog
Exons: 17
Coding region: 596-4987 (1463 amino acids)
Molecular function (GO): N-acetylglucosamine-6-sulfatase activity; glycosaminoglycan binding
Source: RefSeq, a predicted model, not a curated record
AUCGUCGCAUUUACGUAUCUUACGUUUUACGACGGUCUUCUUCUUCUUCUUCUUCUUCUUCUUCUUCCUUCUUUUUAUCGUGAUUUCUUCUAACUCGUUAACCUGGAUAUAUAUAUAUAUAUAUAUGUAUAUGUAUAUGUAUAUGUAUAUGUAGGAACAACGUGUUACUCACUGUUUACUUCUUCCUCGCGUAUAUCCGUAUAUUAACUUCUCGAGUUAAUUGUAAAUUUGUUUUUCAUUCUUUUUUUUUCUUCUUCUUUUUGCUCUAUCCCUUUUUUCUUUCUUUCUUUCUUUUCAUCUUUUUUCUCGUGUAAAUCAUCGUAAGGUUGGCCCCAUUAGUCGGCAAAGAGCGCGGAGAGACAAAGAUCCAUCGUUGGAGACCGUACGAGAGAUCGAAGUAUUUCCAUAGAGGAAGAUAGAUUUGGUAGAAGUAAAUAGACAAAGAAGAAAAAGAAGAAGAAGAGUAAGAAUAACAGGGGAAAAAAGAAGAGAAGAGAAAAAAGGAGACAAUUCGUCGAAUACUCCGGUCGAAGUCGUCCAGCCAUGAUAUGACACUCGAGUGAAGCGAGCUCUCUGUAAGCGACGGGCAGCCAUCAUGAGGAUAUUACUUCAACUUCUGGCCGUCCUGCUGUUGGGCGUCAAUGCCAGACGAAGGGACGGCGAGGGCCCUGUAGACGACAUCUUUGGUGGACAGCGUCGUGCCACUCAGCACAAGAUUAAUUACAACACUAAUAACAACAACAACAACAACAAUAACAACAACAACAACAACAACAACAACAAUGGCCAAGCAUUGAAUUCUCCGUACUUGCCGUAUCAACAGCUAAGAGAAAGGAAACCCAAUAUCGUAUUGAUCUUAACGGACGAUCAAGACGUCGAGCUUGGUUCGCUGAACUUCAUGCCGCGGACCCUAAGGCGAAUAAGGGACGAGGGAGCCGAGCUGAGACACGCAUACGUGACCACUCCCAUGUGUUGUCCAAGCAGGAGUUCCUUACUGACCGGCCGUUACGUUCACAAUCACGAGGUCUUCACGAACAACGACAACUGCAGUAGCCCCCAGUGGCAAAGAGAUCACGAGCCGCACUCCUUUGCCGCUUACCUGAGCAACGCAGGAUAUCGUACCGGAUACUUCGGUAAAUAUUUGAACAAGUACAACGGCUCGUACAUACCGCCUGGUUGGCGGGAAUGGGGUGGUCUGAUAAUGAACUCGAGAUACUACAACUACAGCGUCAACAUGAACGGGAAGAAGAUAAAGCACGGCUUCGAGUAUAGCAAGGACUAUUAUCCGGAUUUAAUAGCUAACGAUAGCGUUGCGUUUCUACGGCAAAGCAAGCAUAAUUUCGCCCGCAAGCCGGUAAUGUUGGUUGCAAGUUUUCCGGCGCCUCAUGGACCAGAAGAUUCCGCGCCGCAAUUCUCGCAUCUCUUUUUCAACGUCACCACUCAUCAUACGCCAGCUUACGAUUACGCACCAAAUCCAGACAAACAGUGGAUUCUCCAAGUCACUCAGAAGAUGCAGCCUAUACACAAACAGUUUACGGAUCUCUUGAUGACCAAGAGACUCCAGACUUUGCAGAGUGUCGACGCAGCGGUCGAUAGAAUCUAUCAAGAAUUGAAAGACUUGGGAGAGUUGGAUAAUACCUACAUCAUUUACACAUCCGACCACGGUUAUCACUUGGGACAAUUCGGUCUUAUCAAAGGCAAGAGCUUCCCAUUCGAGUUCGACGUCAGAGUACCUUUCCUCAUAAGAGGACCUGGCAUAGAACCUGGAUCCGUAGUAGACGACAUAGUUUUAAACAUUGAUCUGGCGCCGACCUUCCUGGACAUCGCCGGCGUCGAAACACCACCGCAGAUGGAUGGCCGAUCUUUCAAGAUGCUUUUUCUAAAUAAUAAACGUGGAAGAAGGCCGAAAAUAAAAUGGCCAGAUACAUUCCUAAUCGAAUCGUCGGGUCGUCGAGAGACCCCAGAGUCAAUCGCUGAAUCGAAAGCACGAGAAGCGAGAAGGCAAAACGCGACGAUGACGAGGCAAACGCAUGGUUCACAGAACGAGGAGGUUGAUGACAUUACCGAAGCCGAUGAUUCUGAGACCGAUCGGCGAUUUAUAGAAAAUGAUACUGGAAGCGAUCAAGAUAUUUCCGAGGAUGAUUUCGACGAGUCGAUUAUCGAUGAAACAACUCCGGAAUUGCAUUUGGACAACAGAGUGCAUCCGGUUCAAUCGCCGUUCUCUUCGAAACACGAGCGUCUUGCAAUCGAGUGUUCGAGACCGGAAGCACAGGCCGAUUGCGUGCAUGGUCAAAAGUGGCGUUGCGAGAGAGACGGUCAUCGUUGGAGAAGACACAAAUGUAGAUACGCGUUACCACCGCCUAUACAAAGGACGUCGAAAAAAUGUGCAUGUUUCACGCCACAGGGAUUGGUUUACACUAGAUUGGAGACUAACGAUUUCGAUAUAUCGAGAUAUGGAUUUGGAAGAGAUCGAAGACCUUUAGAUCCUUAUGGCGAAACGACUGGAUAUUUUAUGAAACGAGGUAAAAGAGAAAUAUCCGAGAACGAUGAACUCGAGGAAGAUGAUUUUGAUGACGAUAUGAGAGAUCGACGAGCUAUAGACGAGGAAGACGACGAUGAAUUCCUUCAGGAUUUGGAUACACUUAAAAAAGAUGUCCACGAGGACGACUAUUCCUUCAGAAAUGCCUAUCGUAAUAAUACGAGAGUAAUGCGGAUCGACACGGACGAUGACGACGAGCAUAAGAGUAAUGUAGAAGAAAAAGCAUGGGAUGAUCGUCUGAUUUCAAGUUACUCGAUUAACGAUUUCGAUCCUAGUUUAGAUAAGAUCGUAAAAGGUCGAUUAAAUGUCGAAGAUGUGAUCAAGAGACAUAGAAGAGUACGAAGGAGUGCAACGAAGAAGGAUACGAUUGAACACGUUACACAGAUAAUGGAAAGUAUAGAGGAAGAAUUGGACGAUUUAAAACAAACGCAUGCACGUCAUUCUACCUCGCCACGAGUGACUUUACCAUCCAAAUGUUCGGUACUUCCCGAGGGUGGUGUGAAUUGUAGCGAAGCUAUUUAUCUGGAUCCGAACGAGUGGAGAAUAUCCAGACGAAAGAUCGAACAACAAAUCAAGGAGAUGAGAAUGCAGUUAGAGACUUUGAAGGAAAUACGUCGACAUUUAAUGAUUAAACGUCCUCAAUUCAUUCCGGACAAUGAAGAGGAGUCUGCCGAGCCAGAGGAACCACAUGUUUCUCAUAAACCACAUUAUCAUACUUCUAAGAAUCAUACCAGCAGGCAUCACAAAAAACAUGAGAAAGGGCCCCAUGCGAAUUCGAUUAACGUAACCACUACUACCACCCAUCGAUCUACUUCAAAGUCGACUCAAUUUUCUACCAUCGAGAAAGACUCGACGAUUCACGAUGAUAAUAUAAAUAGAUAUAACGUUACUCAAGCAGAAAUUUCGAUUAAUGAAAGAGAAUCUACUUUGGAGUUAUCCAACACGACUACUACUACUACUACUACUACUACUGCUACUGCUACUGCUACUGCUACCACCAUUACUACUACUACUAUGUCACCAAAAGCGAAAAAGAUUCCACGUCGACAAAAAGUCAAAGAACCAUCUAACAAUACUACCGAUAGCGAAGAUAAUAAACAACAAAGACGUAGAAAAAUUUCGUAUAACCGAAAGAACAAUAAUACCCUUCUUACCAAUAGCGUUCACGAUGACGUCCCACCAAAUCAAAACGUAAAUGAAAAUAUUGGAACUGUUACUCCUAGCCAAGAAGACCAAGUAACUUUCAAUCAAAAAUCGCAAUAUCGAACAAAUAAAUCAACCAAUGUUCCAAUCGUCUUUACCAGUGCUCACGAUGGCACUCAAGAUAAUUAUAGAAGUAACAACGUAAAUAACAAAUUAACGACGACCGAAUUAACGUCACAUCAUGUAUCAUCGUUCGUAACUGAAACACCAGGUUCGAUUGGAACAGUCCAGUUUGGUACACCAGUGUUCAAACCAACUGUAUCUGCCGCACUAAACCAUCCUACUUCAACUAAGAGCGAAACUACUAGUACAACUAGUUCAACGAUACAAUUAACUGUACCAACUACAAUUCCACCUGCUAAGAAAUUACCAAAAGUACAAAAGAACAAAACGGGUGCUAUUCUGGGACCAGCUAGAAUAGAUGUUACCAUUUUGGAGACUCCGGAUAGAAAACAUAAACAAGGUAUAACAGCGACAAAUAAUAAUGGUCGUUUACCACCGUUACUAAACAGUCCUUUAGAAGCACGUCACAAGUGCUAUUGCGAACCUGAUUCGUAUUCGAAGAAAGAUGAGAAAGAGAUAGCUAGAGAGGAAAGGAGACGGUUAAAAGAGGAACGACUUAAGAAGAAAGAACGCAAACUUAAGAAAAAGGCUAAGCUUGAAAAGGAUUGUUUGACUGAAAAGAUGAAUUGCUUCGAGCAUGACAAUGAUCAUUGGCGCACUGCUCCAUUGUGGAAUGCAGGACCAUUCUGUUUUUGCAUGAAUGCUAACAAUAAUACGUAUUCCUGUAUACGUACUAUUAACGUAACGCAUAAUUUCCUUUAUUGUGAAUUUACUACAGGUUUAGUGACUUUUUACAAUUUAAGAGUCGAUCCGUUUGAACAAUGGAAUAGAAUAUCGAUGUUGACACCGUCAGACAGAUCUUAUCUUCACGAUCAAUUGGAACAUUUGAAAGGUUGUAAAGGAACGCGCGAUUGUACCGUAGGAAGCGCCAGAGAGACAAUGCCUCAAGUUCAACAACAUCAAAAAUAUAUAUCUAAGAGAAAGUAUAGUAAUACAUUUGAGGAUUUAUUUGUGCCAUCAGCCUUACAAAUUAUUCGAGAAAGUGAACUCGGUAGUCCGCCUAAUAAAAGACGGAAAAAAUUACCAAGCGUUUGGAACAGGCGAAGUCGAAGUUGGCAAAGUAACUUCAGACAUCAUGAAGAUGCAACGACUUCACGACGUCACAGACAUCAGUAUUGGUAAAUUUAUUUCUAUUAUUUUUAUUUUAUUUUAUUUUAUUUUAUUUUUUUUUUAUUUCAAAUUUUCUUUAUAACAGUGUGACAAAUUGCCUUAGAAAUGUAAUUAGUUUCGCAAUGCAUUUAAUAAUGUAAUUUAUUUUGUUAUAUUAGUAACAAAGAUUAUGAUAUUUAAUUAAAACCAUUUGAAAUUCAUUCAAUUUUUAUCAUGGCACGCAAUGAAAUAUUAACGAUCUACUUUUUCUUGAUAAAUGUGUUAAUAAUAUAAGAUACAUACAUAGAACUGUUGUAAUAUUAUUUGCAAAAUUAUUCGUGCUACAUUAAAAAAAAAAGAAAAAAAAAACAUCUACUUUUUAGAAAUCCAUUUUUUUGAUAUUUCAAUACCGUUAAAGUCAAUUUAAUAAAAUGAACUACUCAUUUAUAUUAAAAAUUCUCAAAGAAAAAGUAAUAAUCAGCUUUUGUAAACAGUUCUAUGCUUUCUCUAACACAGUUCUAAAUAAUAAAAAUGGCUAUUCAAAAGGAGCUAGAUACUCUUAUAUGGUUUCUCUGAAAUUUUAUUACAUUGAAAGUAAUAUAUGCUCUUAAUAAUGCACUGCCAAUUUUUCUUAAUACAAUCAUUUUUUAUUAAUAUUUUUAAAUGAAUAUUUAGAAAGAGGAUAUGUAUAAGAUUAGAUCACUGCAGCACAGCUGUUAUACUAUCCUAAGAGACUGUGUACAUUUAUUGAUAUAUAUAAGCAAGAAAUUUUUUGUACAACUAGCUUCACAGAAACGGCUUUCUUACUUCAAUUAUAUGAAAUCAACAUUUACGUUUAAUAAGUAGAAAUAAAUUAUAUUGUUUAUAUACUCUAAACUUCAUUCUGUUAAAAAUGAUAUUACUACAAUGGAUGAAUGUUUAAUAAAAAAUUAGGAUAUUGAUAUGUACUAAGAAAAAAAAAAAAAAGAAGAAAAAAUACAUAAGAAAAAAUUAGCAUUAGAAAUACAUGUAUGAUAUAUCAUUUUUAUAAUAAGUUUUAUUAUAUUUAUUUUUUCAUAUUAUAAAAAUUCUACUAAUUUUUCUUACAUAAAUAUAUAUCGCUAUAACUUUUCAUUUGAUGGGGACAAUACUAAAGAUUAGUUUCUUUAUUGUUAUUAUAAUAGAUUCAGAUUUUUAUGAGGACAAUGUAUUCUACUGUUAUUAUUAAAAAAUCGUUUAAGAAUAUCAAAAGUCUAGUUAAAGGACUAAGUUGACGUAUAGAGCAAAAGAGUUUAUUAUCAUAAUUCAUCCAGUGCUUAUUCUAUCUUUAUUUCAUAAUGCAUUACAGAUAUCAUUUAGCUUUCAGGCUUGCACCUGUGCAUAUGUAGAUAAUAAAUAAAUAACUUAUUUAUAUUUUUAAUUGAUCUUAUGACAUUGUAAAGCUUGUAAAAAGAUAAUUCAAAAAAAAAAAAACAAAAAAAAAUAGAAAAUUUUUUGAAUUAUUUUUAUGUAUCUAAUUCUGUAAUAAAAUAUUACUGUUUAGACACAACUGUCCUUGCCAUAAAAUAAUUAUUUAAAUAAAAGUCAUUUCUCAUUUGCCAAUGAUA